This is a messenger RNA of Ipomoea triloba (trilobed morning glory), 2726 nucleotides long. RefSeq names its product protein CHROMATIN REMODELING 4-like. Gene Ontology annotation, biological process: chromatin remodeling; negative regulation of transcription by RNA polymerase II. Gene Ontology annotation, cellular component: nucleus; chromatin. The record is from RefSeq and is a predicted model, not a curated record. NCBI's taxonomy places the organism in Eukaryota, Viridiplantae, Streptophyta, Magnoliopsida, Solanales, Convolvulaceae. Gene Ontology annotation, molecular function: ATP hydrolysis activity; ATP binding; ATP-dependent chromatin remodeler activity. The coding region runs from base 156 to 2726 and encodes 856 amino acids. The transcript has 15 exons.
CCAGGCGGUGGAAGUAUAUCUCACUCUCUCUGCGAUUUCUCAAGCGUGUGAAGUGUUUUUUUGGUCACUUCAACAAGACAUUGCGUUGUGCAUCUUGUCUAAAUCGUGACAAUUAUUCCCUUCAUUGAAGGGGAGGGAUUGAAAGUUUGAGUGAUAUGAAUUCACAAUUGGGUUCUGCAAAGAAUCAUGAAAAAGAGGACCAUGGAAUUGUGCAUGUAGCUUCAAGAAAGAGGAAGCUGAGUGGACGAGAAUUUAAGAAACUUCUAGUAUCACGGGUUAAGAGAGUGAAUGCCAUAGAUAAUGCACAUGGAAAGCAGGAUAGGCUGUCUGAAAGUGGUUGCUCUGUCAGUGGAACUAAUGAACACAGUGUAACCAACAUGAGAGUUCCAGAAAGCUCCUGUUCAAAUUCCAAAGAAGAAAGGUUGGAUGAUUCCCUACAAGAAUGUACCUCUACCUGCAAUUUACAAGAUAAAAUCAAUACAAAAUCAUUGCUUGACCUUGACUUGAAGCCUACAAAUCCAGAGGCUUGUGAUGUGCAGUACAUAAAUUCCAAACAGGAUAAUGAGAUUGGAAGUGAGCAUAGCAAAUGUCUGAUAUGCUCUGAAGGGGGAAAGCUCUUAUGCUGUGCUGGAAAAGGAUGUGGGAGGAAGUUCCAUCUCCCUUGUGUAGACCCCCCACUAACAUAUUUCCCUCUUGGAGCAUGGUACUGUAUUUGGUGUGUCAAAAAGAAGAUGGAAUUAGGUGUUCAUGCUGUGUCUGAAGGAGUAGAGUCUAUUUUGGAUUCUAGAGGAGCUGAUUGUGAAAAUGAAGUGAUGCAUAAACAGAAGGAAUAUUUGGUAAAGUACAAAGGCCUUGCUCAUAUUCAUAACCGCUGGAUUCCAGAGGCAGAGUUGACUCUAGAGGCUUCAGCACUGCUUGCAAGAUUUAACAAACACAAUAAGAAUGUGAGUUGGAAAACAGAUUGGACUAUGCCUCAUCGUUUGCUUGAGAAAAGGUUGUUGUUACUACCGGAGUCCAGUGAAACAUAUUCUCUGGGGCAUAAUGAUAAUGGUUCCAUUUGCCGUUAUGAGUGGCUUGUGAAAUGGACAGGCCUUGAUUAUGAUCAAGCUACUUGGGAAUUAGACACUGCUCCAUGUUUAAAUUCCUCCAAUGCAUUAAAAAUGAUCAGUGACUAUGAAAGUCAUCAUAAAAAGGCAAACGCAGAGGUGCAUCCUUCCAAGAAUGAUAAGGAUAAGGGAAGUAGAAGUCCUCUUCCUGAGCUAUUGACAUUCCCAUUUGAAUUUACAGCUCAAGUGCACAGCAAUCAGCUCAUUUAUGUGAACAAACUUCUAAAAUAUUGGCACACUAGCAAAAAUGCAGUUGUGAUUGACAGCCAGGAACGUAUUCUGAAGACAGUGCUUUUAAUAUCAUCUUUUGCAAGAGAUAUGAGACGGCCAUUUUUGAUAAUCACAACUCGCCCUGCACUCUCAUAUUGGGAAGACGAGUUCUCACGUUGUGCAUCAUCUAUCAAUGCUGUUGUAUACAAAGGGAAUGAAGACGUCCGUGCUUUUAUUAGGACUCUUGAGUUCUAUAAUGUGCAAGGUGCCAUUAUGUUCCAAGUUCUUAUCUCACAUUGUAAUGCAGUUGUUGAGGACAUUGAAAUGCUUAAAUCUAUAAGUUGGGAAGCAAUAAUCAUAGAUACUAGCCAACAGUCUUCUGUGCUAAAGAAUUUUGAACACAUCAAAGCUCUUGCUACUGACAAGAAACUGCUUCUUUUCCGUCAAAUAGAGGAUAGAAGGUUCAGUUACCGCAAAUUUCUCUCUUUACUUGAUCCAGAAUAUGAAGAUGCCAAUAGUGAUUUCCCAGAGAGCGGAUCUUACACAGAAGACAUCAAGUUCAAAGAACAGUUCACAAAGUAUAUUGCAUAUGAGUGCAAGUCCUCCAUGUCCAAAUUUGUUGAGUACUGGGUCCCAGUCAGGCUCUCAGAUGUGCAAAUUGAACAAUAUUGUGAUUGCCUUCUGUCAAAUUUACCUUUGCUCUGCUCAAUUUUGAAGUGCUCCCUUCAUGACUUACUAAUGUCAACUAGAAAGUGCUGUGAUCACCCAUACCUGGUAGAUUGUACUCUGCGGAAAUCCAUGGUAGAAGGCAUUCCAGCAGAUGACCAGUUAGAUGUUGAGAUUGAACUUAGUGGAAAAUUACAACUCCUCAAUAGGAUCCUUUUCGAGAUUAGGAAACGAGGGCUAAGAGUCCUAAUUCUUUAUCAGUCUUUUGCUGCAUCUGGGGGGAUUUCUAUUGGAGACAUUUUGGAUGACUUCAUUCAUCUAAAAUUUGGAAUAGACUCUUAUGCACGCAUUUGCGGGAAUGUUCCUGCUCCAAUGAGGAGAGCUAUACUGAACAAGUUCAACAAUAAAGAAAGCGGAAAGUUUGUCAUUUUGAUGGAAACAAGAGCUUGUGUUCCUAGCAUCAAGCUUUCAGCUAUAGAUACUGUGGUUCUAUUUGACAGUGACUGGGACCCAAUGAAUGAUUUUAGAGCAUUGCAGAAGAUGACCAUUGAUUCAAAAUUUGAGCAGUUGAAGGUCUUUCGUUUAUAUUCAUCUUGUACUAUAGAAGAAAAAACACUAAUUCUUGCAAAGGGAGGUUUAACUGUUGACAGUAACAUCAAAAGAUUAAAGCAGACAACUUGCCAUGAACUGUUGGCUUGGGCAGCAGUGAGAACAGUGGCUCUGCUAACUGCUUCAGGAUUUUGA